Zychaea mexicana is the source of this 474-nucleotide messenger RNA. RefSeq names its product prefoldin, alpha subunit. The transcript is spliced from 5 exons. Gene Ontology annotation, cellular component: cytoplasm; prefoldin complex. Lineage: Eukaryota; Fungi; Mucoromycota; Mucoromycetes; Mucorales; Lichtheimiaceae. The coding region runs from base 1 to 474 and encodes 157 amino acids. The record is from RefSeq and is a predicted model, not a curated record. Gene Ontology annotation, biological process: protein folding; regulation of DNA-templated transcription.
AUGUCAUCUCAACCACAGACUGUCAAUUUGGCCGAUCUCGACCUUCCUUCGCUACAACAGGUCAAAACUCAGCUGGAAGAGGAACUCUCCCAUCUGACACAAUCGUACGGUAAACUUAAAAAUGCUCAAGUUCGGUUUGCGGACUGUGCAGAGAGUGUUGUUUCUCUAAAAGGAGAAAAAGCAAAUGGUAAUUGUACUUUGGUGUUUUUGUUUAUGGGAUCAAAUUACCUCUAUGUUCCCGGUAAACUGAGCGAUGUCGAAAAAGUAAUUGUGGAUAUUGGCACUGGUUACUAUGUUGAAAAGACCUUGGAAGGCGCUGAGAACUUUUAUCAGGGCAAGGGCGAGUAUGUCACGCAGAAUUUGGAGAAGCUUCAGGAAGCAAUUAACGGAAAGCAAAGCAGUCUACGGGCUAUCGUCAGCGUGAUGCAGGACAAGAUCCAACAGCAACAACAGCAAGCCGCUGCUGCCAAAUAA